Molecule: messenger RNA, 4760 nt
Organism: Gorilla gorilla gorilla (western lowland gorilla)
Lineage: Eukaryota; Metazoa; Chordata; Mammalia; Primates; Hominidae
Gene: RPS6KC1
Product: ribosomal protein S6 kinase C1
Exons: 15
Coding region: 727-3927 (1066 amino acids)
Biological process (GO): protein phosphorylation
Cellular component (GO): early endosome
Molecular function (GO): protein kinase activity; phosphatidylinositol binding; ATP binding
Source: RefSeq, a predicted model, not a curated record
ACAUAUUUCUUUCUUCUAGCCAGAGGCGGACUCCAGAUUUUCGAACCUGUGGGGAUUUUUAAAAGACUGAUAUUGGCUUGGGAGCUUUUUUGGGUUGGGGGCUUGCUGUGCAGAUGUGUUACAGAAAAGCGCUCAAUGGAAGGAAAUUCGUCUUAGAAAGAAGUAAGGGAUAUGUCUCAGAGAAUGAGAUGUUGCUGUGGGUAUUUGAAAUGAUAGACCGUGAAUAGGUAAGGAAAGAAGGUGCUAGGCUAUGGUAUCUCUCCAUCCCUUCAACACUCCACGUGUUUGUACCACGGCGGGGCGGAGGCAGGGAGGACCACGCUCUCCCGGUGUGGCGUGGCUAUACCAACUCUCAUAAAAUCUAGAAGGUGACGGAGCUAGCGUACAAGAGGUCGUCUUUAGUGGAGAGGCCUGAGGUCUCCGCAGUGACGGGGGUGGCAGCGCGACCCCUUAGUCUUCAACUACAGGCCAGUCCCAGGUGCCCCAAAGGGGCUAGAAGCUAAGGAGGAGUCUCCCCUCCCCCUAGAAGCGGGAGACAGCCUGGCCCGGAAGCUUCUCUGCUGACCCGGAAGCAGAGCUGUGCAGUUGAGGCGCCGCCGUGGAGCCGCCUUGGAGCCACCGCCCCCUCGCCGCUUCGCCGCUGCGUUGGGGAACCUGGACCGCGGCGGCGCCGGGUUGCCCUCAUGAUCCCGGGCGGGCGGCGGCGGCGGCAGAGGCGGCGGGAGGAUGACCUCUUACCGGGAGCGGAGUGCCGACCUGGCCCGUUUCUACACUGUCACCGAGCCCCAGCGACAUCCGAGGGGCUACACAGUAUAUAAGGUCACCGCCCGGGUUGUUUCACGAAGAAAUCCAGAGGAUGUCCAGGAGAUAAUUGUAUGGAAGAGAUACAGUGAUUUUAAGAAACUACACAAAGAACUAUGGCAAAUUCACAAAAACUUAUUCCGACAUUCAGAGUUGUUUCCUCCAUUUGCUAAAGGAAUAGUGUUUGGGAGAUUUGAUGAAACUGUUAUCGAAGAGAGAAGACAAUGUGCUGAAGACCUGCUACAAUUCUCUGCCAAUAUUCCUGCUCUUUACAAUAGUAAACAGCUUGAAGACUUUUUCAAGGGUGGAAUAAUUAAUGAUAGUUCUGAAUUAAUUGGUCCUGCUGAAGCUCACUCAGAUUCCCUCAUUGAUACCUUUCCUGAGUGUAGUACAGAAGGCUUCUCCAGUGACAGUGAUCUGGUAUCUCUUACUGUUGAUGUGGAUUCUCUUGCUGAGUUAGAUGAUGGAAUGGCUUCCAAUCAAAAUUCUCCCAUUAGAACUUUUGGUCUCAAUCUUUCUUCGGAUUCUUCAGCACUAGGGGCUGUUGCUUCUGACAGUGAACAGAGCAAAACAGAAGAAGAACGGGAAAGUCGUAGCCUCUUUCCUGGCAGUUUAAAGCCGAAGCUUGGCAAGAGAGAUUAUUUGGAGAAAGCAGGAGAAUUAAUAAAGCUGGCUUUAAAAAAGGAAGAAGAAGACGACUAUGAAGCUGCUUCUGAUUUUUAUAGGAAGGGAGUUGAUUUACUCCUAGAAGGUGUUCAAGGAGAGUCAAGCCCUACCCGUCGAGAAGCUGUGAAGAGAAGAACAGCUGAGUACCUCAUGCGGGCAGAAAGUAUCUCUAGUCUUUAUGGGAAACCUCAGCUUGAUGAUGUAUCUCAGCCUCCAGGAUCACUAAGUUCAAGGCCCCUUUGGAACCUAAGGAGCCCUGCCGAGGAGCUGAAGGCCUUCAGAGUCCUUGGGGUGAUUGACAAGGUUUUACUUGUAAUGGACACAAGGACCGAACAGACUUUCAUUUUAAAAGGUCUAAGGAAAAGCAGUGAAUACAGCAGGAACAGAAAGACCAUCAUCCCCCGCUGUGUGCCCAACAUGGUGUGUCUGCAUAAGUACAUCAUCUCUGAGGAGUCAGUAUUUCUUGUGCUGCAGCAUGCGGAAGGUGGCAAACUGUGGUCAUAUAUCAGUAAAUUUCUAAACAGAAGUCCUGAAGAAAGCUUUGACAUCAAGGAAGUGAAAAAACCUACACUUGCAAAAGUUCACCUGCAGCAGCCAACUUCUAGUCCUCAGGACAGCAGUAGCUUUGAAUCCAGAGGAAGUGAUGGUGGAAGCAUGCUUAAAGCUCUGCCUUUGAAGAGUAGUCUUACUCCAAGUUCUCAAGAUGACAGCAACCAGGAAGAUGAUGGCCAAGAUAGCUCUCCAAAGUGGCCAGAUUCUGGUUCAAGUUCAGAAGAAGAAUGUACUACUAGUUAUUUAACAUUAUGCAAUGAAUAUGGGCAAGAAAAGAUUGAACCAGGGUCUUUGAAUGAGGAGCCCUUCAUGAAGACUGAAGGGAAUGGUGUUGAUACAAAAGCUAUUAAAAGCUUCCCAGCACACCUUGCUGCUGACAGUGACAGCCCCAGCACACAGCUGAGAGCUCACGAGCUGAAGUUCUUCCCCAACGAUGACCCAGAAGCAGUUAGUUCUCCAAGAACAUCAGAUUCCCUCAGUAGAUCAAAAAAUAGCCCCAUGGAAUUCUUUAGGAUAGACAGUAAGGAUAGCGCAAGUGAACUCCUGGGACUUGACUUUGGAGAAAAAUUGUAUAGUCUAAAAUCAGAACCUUUGAAACCAUUCUUUACUCUUCCAGAUGGAGACAGUGCUUCUAGGAGUUUUAAUACUAGUGAAAGCAAGGUAGAGUUUAAAGCUCAGGACACCAUUAGCAGGGGCUCAGAUGACUCAGUGCCAGUUAUUUCAUUUAAAGAUGCUGCUUUUGAUGAUGUCAGUGGUACUGAUGAAGGAAGACCUGAUCUUCUUGUAAAUUUACCUGGUGAAUUGGAGUCAACAAGAGAAGCUGCAGCAAUGGGACCUACUAAGUUUACACAAACUAAUAUAGGGAUAAUAGAAAAUAAACUCUUGGAAGCCCCUGAUGUUUUAUGCCUCAGGCUUAGUACUGAACAAUGCCAAGCACAUGAGGAGAAAGGCAUAGAGGAACUGAGUGAUCCCUCUGGGCCCAAAUCCUAUAGUAUAACAGAGAAACACUAUGCACAGGAGGAUCCCAGGAUGUUAUUUGUAGCAGCUGUUGAUCAUAGUAGUUCAGGAGAUAUGUCUUUGUUACCCAGCUCAGAUCCUAAGUUUCAAGGACUUGGAGUGGUUGAGUCAGCAGUAACUGCAAACAACACAGAAGAAAGCUUAUUCCGUAUUUGUAGUCCACUCUCAGGUGCUAAUGAAUAUAUUGCAAGCACAGACACUUUAAAAACAGAAGAAGUAUUGCUGUUUACAGAUCAGACUGAUGAUUUGGCUAAAGAGGAACCAACUUCUUUAUUCCAGAGAGACUCUGAGACUAAGGGUGAAAGUGGUUUAGUGCUAGAAGGAGACAAGGAAAUACAUCAGAUUUUUGAGGACCUUGAUAAAAAAUUAGCACUAACCUCCAGGUUUUACAUCCCAGAGGGCUGCAUUCAAAGAUGGGCAGCUGAAAUGGUGGUAGCCCUUGAUGCUUUACAUAGAGAGGGAAUUGUGUGCCGCGAUUUGAACCCAAACAACAUCUUAUUGAAUGAUAGAGGACACAUUCAGCUAACGUAUUUUAGCAGGUGGAGUGAGGUUGAAGAUUCCUGUGACAGCGAUGCCAUAGAGAGAAUGUACUGUGCCCCAGAGGUUGGAGCAAUCACUGAAGAAACUGAAGCCUGUGAUUGGUGGAGUUUGGGUGCUGUCCUCUUUGAACUUCUCACUGGCAAGACUCUGGUUGAAUGCCAUCCAGCAGGAAUAAAUACUCACACUACUUUGAACAUGCCAGAAUGUGUCUCUGAAGAGGCUCGCUCACUCAUUCAACAGCUCUUGCAGUUCAAUCCUCUGGAACGACUUGGUGCUGGAGUUGCUGGUGUUGAAGAUAUCAAAUCUCAUCCAUUUUUUACCCCUGUGGAUUGGGCAGAACUGAUGAGAUGAACGUAAUACAGGGUUAUCUUCACACAUUCUGAUCUUCUCUGUGACAGGCAUCUCCAGCACUGAGGCACCUCUGCCUCACAGUUACUUAUGGAGCACCAAAGCAUUUGGAUAAAGACCGUUAUAGGAAAUGGGGGGGAAAUGGCUAAAAGAGAACAAUUCGUUUACAAUUACAAGAUAUUAGCUAAUUGUGCCAGGGGCUGUUAUAUACAUAACUUCGACCAAGGUGUGAUCUGAAUUUAAUCCACAUUUGGUGUUGCAGAUGAGUUGUAAAGCCAACUGAAAGAGUUCCUUCAAGAGGUUCCUCUGAUAGGAAGCUAGAAGUGUAGAAUGAAGUUUUACUUGACAGAAGGACCUUUACAUGGCAGCUAACAGUGCUUUUUGCUGACCAGGAUUGGUUUAUAUGAUUAAAUUAAUAUUUGCUUAAUAAUACACUAAAAGUAUAUGAACAAUGUCAUCAAUGCAACUUAAAAGUGAGAAAAAAGAAUAUACACAUAAUUUCUGACGGAAAACCUGUACCCUGAUGCUGUAUAAUUAAUGUAUGUUGAAUGUGGUCCCAGAUUAUUUCUGUAAGAAGACACUCCAUGUUGUCAGCUUUGUACUCUUUGUUGAUACUGCUUAUUUAGAGAAGGGUUCAUAUAAACACUCACUCUGUGUCUUCAACAGCAUCUUUCUUUCCCCAUCUUUCCAUUUUCUGCACCCUCUGCUUGUUCCCUCAUAUUCUGUUCUUCCGACUCCUGCUAACACACAUGCAACAAAAAAGGGAAGGGAGUGCUUAUUUCCCUUUGUGUAAGGACUAAGAAAUCAUGAUAUCAAAUAAACAUGGUGAAACAUUA